AUGUCUAACACCGAAGAUAAGGAUGAUGUGGAUGCCGCCCUGGAAGAAUUGGGACCUCUGGGUCGCUAUACGCUAAUUCAAUACACAUUGCAGUCUGUGCUCGCGUUGUGCAUUACUCAACAAAUGUUGAGUGUGAUGUUCACUGGACAGACCAACCACUUCCGUUGCCCGAUCACCGGAAACAUAUCAACCAGCAACUCCAGUUUAAACUCCAGUGAAUUUAUUAAUAUCUCUUCCUUGCAUAAGUUCGGAGACUCCUGUGUCGCUAAAACAUCUCACAACACAUCGGGCUCUGGAGCUUGCAGUGCCCUCGAAGUUGAGUAUCAGCUCCCAAAGGACAGAUCUUUUUACUCCGACUUUGACCUUGUCUGUGACCGAGAAGUUCUGGGCAGACUGUCGCAGUCACUGCUUGUGAUAGGAAACUCCAUAGCCACCUUCACCUUCCCUUACUUUGUCGACCAUCACGGCCGGAAACCUGUGGUUCUGUUUUGUUCUGUUAUGAGUUUGUUAUCAUCCAUUGGCCUGGCUACUUCUGUCAACUAUCCCAUGCUUGCCGUGUUUAAGAUUUUAGUGGGUAUUUUCGUUCAAGGUCUGCAAGCUUCUAAUAUAACCAUGAAUAUGGAAAUCCUCGUCACCAGACACCGCGCCAGUAUGUUCGCCUGUCUGGGAAGUGUGAUAGGGUCUUUGGCGUCCAUUACUUUGAGUCCUAUGGCUUAUUUGUUCAGAUCUUCUUCUUGGAAAAGUCUAGAACUAGGUCUUUUAGCAUUUUAUAUACCUAUUCUAUUGAUGCCUUUUUUUCUUGAUGAGAGUCUGAGAUGGCUCUCUGCAAACGGCAGAAAAGCUGAAGUUGUCAAAAUUUUAAAACGCGCCUCAAAACAGAACGGUAAGAGCUUUGAACGUGUGAUAAAGGCAUUUACUCGGGGUAGGUACGAAAACAGUAACAUGCAUACUGGCAUCGAGAUAAAGCCCAUCGGGUCUUUCAUAGUUAAUCCCCCAAACGAUGAAUCAGGACAAUCUGUGAAGGAAACUGGAAGCAAAGACACAAAGCAAAAGUCAACCACUAAUGUCGUAGACACAGAGCAGCAGGCUGGGACAGAGAUAGACAAAGAAGAAAAACUCAGCUUCUGGCAGCUCUUCACCGACCCCAUGCUUAGAGUUCAUGUCAUAUUCGCUAUAGUUUCCUGGUUUUUCAACAGCCUUACAUUCUUUUCUUUGACUCUAAUGGCCUCAACCCUUCAUGGUAGUCUAUAUCUCAACUUUGUUAUAAAUACUUUAGUGGAAAUCCCCCAGGCGUUUUUCUUAUAUCUCUUUUUAGACAAACUAGGACGGCGAUUAUGUUUCAGUUUAUUCAGUCUUCUCACAGGAGCUUCGCUUAUUUCUAUGGCAAUGCUUCGAUACCUGGCCCCAGAACAAUCUAUAGCCAUAAUGGUCCUGAGUCUGAUUGGAAAACUGUCGGUGACAGGGUCCUACAACAUCAUCUACACGUACACUCCUGAGCUGUUCCCCACCAACCUCCGGAACAUGGGCUUUGGUGUGUCCUACCUGAGUGCUCGAGUGGGUGGGAUGCUAUCUCCCUUCUCGGAGAUGCUCAUGAAGGAAAUCGUGUACGCCCCAGGUGUCAUCUUCGGUGUGGGAAGCCUUCUUCUCAGCUUCAGUACCUACUUCCUCCCAGAGACGACCCAACACCAACUGCCGCAGACUCUUGCAGAGAUGAAAAGAUGGAAAGAAAAUAAGAAAGAUGAAAAGUCGUUUUAAAAAAGUUGAAUGGUGGAAAUAAAAUGAGAAAGGUGAAAAGUCGGUGAAGAAAAGUUGAAUGAUGGGUAGACGAUGGGAAAGAUGAAAAGUAGGUGAAGAAAAGUUGAAAGACAUUUGAGAAAUUGAAUGGUUAUUAGAAACAAAGGGUUGUCCUCAGUUAAAGAAGGUGAACAGGUGAUAGGGGCGUAGAUUUCAAAAACUGCAAAGUCCAUUCGAAGAAGGGGGUUAGACGGUGACAAGAUUAAAAAUAGACGACAUAUAAAAUCAACUGAGUGUACCAACAUCCACGUGUUUCACAGUUAAUUGUUCGAAAGAAACAGUGUGUUUUUUUUCUUAUUUUCUCAAAAUGGCUAAAUGACUUAGGUAUUUAUCUUAUGAGCGUGACAUUAUUGUUAUUAUGAACGACAAACUAUAUAGAGCUCUUUCAGCACAUUUGGAUUUCGUUCUGAUUCCUGUAGAAAGUUUUUGAAGGGCUCGAAUGAAGCGUUGUGCGUUUUUAUCAAACAUGGUGUGCUAAGCCUUCUUGAUAACAUUAUGUCAUCCUUUUUUAUUCGUACGCCAUUGUUUAUAUCUUUUAUCUUUACUUGAUGUGUAUUAUGGGGGUGGGGGAUAUAAAUACUACUACCGGUGUGAUGCUGUGGUAGUUUGUUCAUUUCCAACACAUGAUAAUUGUAUCAAUAUUUGAUUAAAACUCGCAACAACAAUCAUGUCUUCUUUUCAAAGAAAGUAUCAUAACUCACACCUCUGGAAUGUCUAAUAAUAUAAUUUUUUUAACCAGUUCGACAUCGGGAUUGUAGAAAUGAUCCAAAAUACCCAAGAUAUAAUCCAGUGACAUCUUCAGCCUUGAAUGAGUCGGGUACAGCAUCCCAGUAAAAAGUGUUCCAACACUGCAAUCGAACUCACUCUUUCUGUGUGCAGCGGCAAGGAGCCUAACGUUUGUACCACAGACGCCGGUCAUGAAGUGGGCUUCCUUAUAAUGUGUCUAUGUUUUGUCUAGCAGCUGGUGGGGGGGAUUUCUAAUUUUUCCCUUCUCUCUCUCUUUUCUUCCUGUCUGUCGAUAUACUUUAUCCUCAGCUUUUAAAGGCCGUUAUUGUGUGAAUGUGCUUCUGCUUAGAUACUAUAGAUAAACAGUUAGAACAGCUUUCAGUUCAAAUGUCGAAAUCAUAACAUAAUGACGAGAUGUAUCUGAAUUGGCUUUUUCAUGUUCUAUUGGAUUUGAUAUUGUCAAAGACAGGUUUUCUUUUCCCUUUGUAAGUUGAGAAAAUUGUGAGAACUACCUUUAGGUAUUAAUUUAUCUUAGGGUUGCUUUUAUGCUUCUAAGCUGUGCAUGAUCAAUCACUCCUGUCUUUACAGUAUGUAUUAACUCUAGAAGAAUGUAUGGAUUUUACUUCUUACAAAUGCUACGUUCACUUCCAAACGGCAGAAAAUUGUUAUUUAAAGUUCUUCUAAGCAAGA
This is a messenger RNA of Aplysia californica (California sea hare), 3210 nucleotides long. RefSeq names its product solute carrier family 22 member 8. Gene Ontology annotation, biological process: transmembrane transport. NCBI's taxonomy places the organism in Eukaryota, Metazoa, Mollusca, Gastropoda, Aplysiida, Aplysiidae. The record is from RefSeq and is a predicted model, not a curated record. The transcript has a single exon. Gene Ontology annotation, molecular function: transmembrane transporter activity. Bases 1 to 1755 code for a protein of 584 amino acids.